Arabis nemorensis is the source of this 234-nucleotide messenger RNA. Lineage: Eukaryota; Viridiplantae; Streptophyta; Magnoliopsida; Brassicales; Brassicaceae. The record is from the annotation of a GenBank genome assembly.
AUGGAGACGAAUCCACAAGAUGCUCUAACCUGUAAAGAUAAUCAAGCGAAACCAUAUGAUCCUCUUGAGAAGAUCCCAAUGAAACCAUCUCCAACACUAAGAAAGGCCAACGAAGAUGAGCCUACUGAACAAUUACAACCUCGACAAUCUAAUUUUGAUCUAAAGCUUAAGGAUCCUGUUUUUGUAUGUUAUAAGGUCAAUCUCACGUGUACUUAUUUUGGAAGAGAUGCAUGA